AUCCAACCCACUGCAACGACGUGAACAACCACCAGACUGAUCACAAGAUAGAACACUGCCUAGUGUAGAAACAAGAUGCCUGAUAAAGACGCCGGCACGCCGCGAGUUUUUCUCUACCGCCACGGAGAAACCGAGUGGUCCAAAAGCGGCCGAUAUACAGGGACUUCGGAGAUCGAGCUCACAGCCUCGGGAAUCGCGCAGGUAACAGCGUCAGGCAAGAUCCUGGUGGGGGCGGGGAAGCUGAUCGACCCGGAGCGGAAACUGGCGCGGGUGUUUGUGAGCCCGCGGCGGCGGGCGGCGCACACGUUCGAGCUGGCGUUUCCCGAGGCGGAUCGGGCGGCGCUGCGGGCGGCGGGCAAGGUGCAGGAUGGGGAUGAGCGGUUGGCGGAGUGGGGGUAUGGGCUCUACGAGGGGCUGUUGACUAAGGAGAUCCGCGCGCUGCGGAAGGAGCAUGGGCUUGAUGCGGAGCGGGAGUGGGAUAUCUGGAGGGAUGGGUGUGAGGGUCCGGGCGGAGAAUCACCCGAAGACGUCACGGCGCGCAUCGACAGUCUGAUUGAAGAAAUUCGCGCCCUCCACCGCGGUAACAUGCACGGUGAGCAGCCCGCCGAUGUCGUUCUCAUUGCCCAUGGCCAUACCCUGCGCGCCUUCACCAAGCGCUGGCUCGGCUAUCCCAUGGAAUUUCCCUUGUCUAUGAUGUUGGAGCCCGGGGCUGUGGGUGUUCUCAGUUACCAGCAUCAUAGUAUUGAUGAGCCGGCUUUCCUGGUCGGGUAUGGGUUCCCGUUGGAGUAGUGAUUGGGUCUAGAGUGGGGUGUGUUUGUUGGGUAGACUGAUUGGCUUGUGAGGUUCUUAGAAUGUGAUUAUGGAGCAUGAUUCACUGGCUGCGCUAGUUGGGAAGGUAGAUUAGAAUGGUGCCGGUAGAUAUAAAAAAUCGAUAGAGUUGAGGGUCUAUCUCGG
Aspergillus homomorphus CBS 101889 is the source of this 954-nucleotide messenger RNA. RefSeq names its product histidine phosphatase family protein. The record is from RefSeq and is a predicted model, not a curated record. NCBI's taxonomy places the organism in Eukaryota, Fungi, Ascomycota, Eurotiomycetes, Eurotiales, Aspergillaceae. The coding region runs from base 76 to 789 and encodes 237 amino acids. Gene Ontology annotation, biological process: ribose phosphate biosynthetic process. Gene Ontology annotation, molecular function: sedoheptulose-bisphosphatase activity. The transcript has 4 exons.